Molecule: messenger RNA, 3015 nt
Organism: Homarus americanus (American lobster)
Lineage: Eukaryota; Metazoa; Arthropoda; Malacostraca; Decapoda; Nephropidae
Product: putative protein TPRXL
Exons: 4
Coding region: 17-733 (238 amino acids)
Source: RefSeq, a predicted model, not a curated record
UAGUAGAGGGUGUGGGAUGGAACACCUGGCCCCAGGGAGGAGGCCCGUGAGCAGAGACCAGUUUGUGUGUCACGACCAGCAAGAAAGUGCUGGUGGAGUCUCCAACGUGGACAAGCUACGAGGCUACUAUGAUGAAGCCAGGAACAGGCUGAAAAAUUACCUUGGUAUGGAAGAGGCGAUGGGGUCAGGCAGCAGCAGCCCCAGGAGCCAGGACGGGGUAACGAGCUGCGGGGAUGGGGAAGGGGGCGUUAUGUUCCAACAGCGCCCCGCCCACUGCCGCCUCGAGGGUAAGACACAGGAACCUUCUGACGAGGAGUUUACUGACAUCUCCUACAGCGACUUGGGGUUCAUCAUCACUCCCCAGACCAAGAAACUGACGGUCAACAACAAUUACAAGUUGAGUGGUGACGGUGCGUCCAUCAACCCCACUAACACCUCCAACACGCCCUCCCCUACACCCACCACCACUACGACGAGUCACCAGGACCACGACUAUGAUAUGGUCAGCAGUAAGGUGGACAACGGCAUCACAGGGACCUCCUACAGUAGUAGUAGCAGUAGCAGUAGCAGCAGCAGCAGCAGCAGCAGCAGCAGUAGUCUCCCCAGCGUCACACUACAGCACCGCAGCAGCAAUGGCAGCUUCACGGCGCCGCAGCUCCCAGGGGUCGCCACCCCACACACAACCUCACCAACUAACCUCGACGACCUCAGACUGGAGGAGAUCACCACAUAGUGUCCAUUCUCCUCGCCCUCCAUGACGACCUCAGACUGGAGAUCAUAAUAUAGUGUCCCUCACUCUCCAUGACCUCAGACUGGAGAUCACCACAUAGUGUCCCUUCCCCUCGACCUCCACCAUCACCCACCACAUUAUCAUCCCAAUCACCUCAGAGAUACCACGAGACAACAGAGUAAGUCACUCGUACUAAUUUAUUAAUACACUGUAGACACUCCCUGUAUCCAAAUAUCGUCAUUACAAAACUCUGCAAUGAACCUAAGUAACUCAAGCCAUCUGUAACCAUGUUCUUGAUACAGUUAGAACUAAUAACGUUUAUGUGGUUUAACUCUUACGCUGACAACCCGGCGAGUGUGAGGACAAGGCUGAGAGUAUUCAAGUCUUGUGUGUAAAUAAUUCUUAAAACAAACUACAUCUCCUCAAGGACCCCAAUAAUCAAUAAUACUCGGGAGACUAACCUGUAUUGCAUCAGGUGUGUGGUAUUGUACUGCGUGUGGUAUAUCAUAUUUGCACUUACUAAACUCGGCAACAUAUACACGCUCAGCCAACAGUGAGUAAAAUAUUCGAUGGAUCAAGGGUCGUACUUCAAGUAUGGGUGCGCGGGAGUUGGUCGAUCACGGUAAAGAUACUUACAGCUGAUCACCCACAGAAAAAAAAAAGUUCAAGGUUACGAGAGGGAGGAGACGGCCUGGCUGCUGCUGUGCUUCCUGCCCUGCGGAGGGUCAGUCGUCAAUACGUGUAAGGCGGAGGCUGUGGAUCAAUGUCCCAACACCCCCCCACAGCUACACUUCCUUGUUAUCUACACGAAAUCUUUAGCGACGGCAACAACACGAUACAUGAAACAUAUCGACGAGUACCGGAAAUGUCAGGUGGAGUUUCUUGUGCACAACACAUGACACGCGCUCUUGUCAGGUCCCGAUCCUCUUCUACGGUCUCUUGGUAAUGCCCUGUAAAGUUAUCACCGGACUUGUUUACCAUGCUGACCUCGACCCUCCCCAUCUAACCCCUCAUUUCUUGACCUGUCAUCUCAUUUCCCCACGUGACUUCUCACCUCUCCUGCCUUUUAUCGUCCACACUUUAUUUUUCACCUACUCUCCUCGUUUACCGAUCUCCAUAACCAUCUGACCUUUCAUCUUCCCUUCUUUUCCUAUCAUCUGACCUCUACCCUACCACCUGACCUUUCCCCAUCUCCCCUGCCUGGCCUUUUACCUUCCGACUUGACUGUUCACCUGACACCAGCAGACACAUAAACACUGGUGAUGAGCCCCGCCACGCCCCGAGGUAUAAUGAACGUGUUCUCAUUACUAUCGAUUUGUGGUGUCAAUAUAUCGUCUCCUCAUUGUGAACCUCCAGCACAGCACAGGAUGGUUAGAGCACCCAACCUUGACUGUGUCGUCAUUUUCCAACACAGGUACGGUGCUUCGAGCAACCUAAGACCAAUAUCCAAUGUUCCUGUGUCAUAACUCACUCUAUAGUUACGGUGUGGGGCCACUGACACACUCAAGAAGUCGUCCUCAGCCACCUCUGGAGGCCUGUAGGUAAUAACUUCGAGGUCAAUUAACACCUUUUUUGUGUUCGUAUUUAACAUAUUAUUACCUAUAGACGUUACCUGUAAUAGUAACAGGUAAAAGUGAAAGUGAGAAUAUAACUCAACACCUGAUAAAAAUGUCUUUAGUGAUGUUCGCCCGUACCAUAAAAACAUCGCCAGCACGAGCAAUCGACAGUACCUGGUGUUUCCCUCGGGUGUAACUACAGAAGUUAUACGCCAGGCGCAUGUUCGCUUGCCUUGUGCCUGCAUGGGCGUUCUUUUUAUGGUAGGGGCAAGAAAUGAGACACUAGAUGGAACUUCGGGAUACAAGAGGAACCACGAAAUACGUAUUUGUUGGUUCCUACUUGAUGCCCAGCUAAGGUGUCGACGAUGUUUCUGAGACAUGAUAGGAAUGGAAGUCUCUCUCUCUCUCUCUCUCUCUCUCUCUCUCUCUCUCUCUCUCUCUCUCUUCCCCGUUUCUUUCUGUUUCUCUCUCUCUCCAGCAUAUUCAGUUUUAAUGUUAACCCAUUCUGGCCUUUACAAACAAAUAAUUUUCUCUCUGUCCUCUACAUAAUCCGCUUCCUGUACGUGGUGUAGUGAACCUGUAGGUGUAUAUUUUGAAAUUGAGAAAUUGUUUUAUACCAAUAUAAAAAUGUUAAUGGAUAUUAUAAAAUAUAGGAUGACAUAAUGAUAAUAUUAAUGUUCAUGAUAAUAAUGGUGAUAUUAUUACUACUGCUACUAUUAAUAAUAAUAA